This is a messenger RNA of Peronospora belbahrii, 1863 nucleotides long. Lineage: Eukaryota; Oomycota; Peronosporomycetes; Peronosporales; Peronosporaceae. The record is from the annotation of a GenBank genome assembly.
AUGACGUCUCGUUCAAUUGCAUUAAUAGCCACUUUGGCAAGUGGACUAGUAUCAGCACAGCGCUUGAAUCCAAGCAGUCCACAUGCUCGGAAGAUUCACGAGGAUGUACAGACAGAACGUAUUCUAUCGACAAAGACACAGCCAGAUAAGCACAAGCAGACGAACGAAGGGGAUUUGGUAAAAAACCUGCCGGGACUGGACUCGUUAGUCAACGUGACGCAUCAUGCAGGACGCAUUGCAUUACACGAUAGUGACAAGAACUUUAUAUUCUAUUGGCAUUUUCAAGCAGCUAAGAACGCAGACAAGGCACCGCUUGUCAUCUGGUUAAAUGGUGGUCCUGGAUGCUCGAGUAUGCAGGGUCUAUUUCUUGGUAUCUCACCGUUCAAGAUGGUGAACGAGUCGACAAUCGCCGAGAAUAAGCAUAGUUGGCAUCAGUUUGCUAAUUUACUUUUUGUGGACCAACCAGUUGGGACGGGCAUGUCGUAUACACGUGGCAAUGACUAUCGAUCGGAUGAAAAAGCCGUGGCUGCUGAUUUUUAUGACUUUCUUAUCAAGUUCUUGCAGCGACAUUCUGAGUACCUUGCAGGUAAUGAUGGGGUAAAGUAUUCGCGAGCUGUGUACCUGUUCGGUGAGUCACAUGCGGGACGAUGGAUUCCUCAGUUUUCAGAUUAUAUUUUGAAGCAAAAUGAUGAUCUCAAUAGCUCAAUUCAGAUACGUCUGGAUGGAAGCGGCAUUGGCAAUGGAUGGGUGCACCCAAGAAUUCAGUACGAGUACAGUGACUAUGCUCAUGGUGUUGGAUUGCUGACUUUUGGGCAGGUCCGCUCGCUUAAGGCUUUAUACGCUGAUUGCCUAUCUUUACUGGAUGAUGGUAUAUAUUAUUCAAAAACCUGCUUUAAUAAUAUGGAUGCCAUUAUAAACAGUGUUCAGACCGGAAACGGGGGGACAAAACUGAACAUUUACGACGUGCGGCAGUAUGUGCCCAGCGUUUCAGCGUAUCCACCAGCACGGGACAUGUUUGUAAAGUAUAUGAAUAAGAUGGAAGUACGUAAAGCUGUGCAUGGCAAUGAGGACCAGAAUUUUCGCUUCAACAUGUGCAGUGAUGGUGUCUACCGAGGGCUGGUUAAGUUUGACGGUGUCAGCACGCUAGAUACAGUGCAGUCGCUGCUUCAAGGAGGCUUUCGUAUGCUUUUUUACAACGGCCAAUGGGAUAUGAUGUGCAACCACUAUGGCACGGAAAAAAUGUUGUUGAGUUUGAACUGGAAUGGUUCAAAAGCAUAUCAGCAGGCGAAGAAAUACACGUGGCGAGUAAAAGACCGCACAGAGCCUGCAGGCUUUGCGCAGCAAGAUGGCAACCUGACCUACGUGGUGGUCACGGGUGCAGGACACAUAGUGCCGAUGGAUGUACCGGAUGUGGCUGUAGAAAUGCUGCAUCGCUUUGUCAACAGACUCGAAUUUCGUGAUAUAGCUCAGCGUGUCACCAAUACGGGAUUAAACGCAACCGACCUUGAGGGUUCGUUUUGCUAUGCGCCAUCGGAUUCAUCCGCUUUAGAUGUUGGGGCUUCUACACUCAGUCAGUCUGGUGAAAACAGUAGUCAGGCUCACAUCGGAAUCACGUGGCUAUGGGCGGCGUUGGUAAUCGCAACAGUUAGUAGCAUUCUAUCUGUUUGCGUCACCCUUGCUUGUCUUCGCAACACACGAUACAAACAGUCGAAUCAUGAACUUGUUACGCAAAUAAGUGAUGAUGAACAUAUGGAUCAGCUUGCAAGUAACGAGGAAGAAGAGAGUCCCAAUGAAGAAGAUGGUGGUGAACGUGAGUCUGUUGAUGGUAGAGUCAGCGAGCAACAAGAGCUCGUUCUCGAAUAG